AUGUUUUCUUUCUUUUAUGGUUUUUGCUUCCUUUUUUCUCUUUUUUUUCUUUCAUUUUUCUUUCUUUUUUCCUUUUUCAUUCCUUUCCGUUUUCUUUCUUUUCUAGUUUUUUCUUCUUUCUUUCUCUCCUUUUUCUCGCUUUUUCUUUCAUUUUUCUUUCUUUUUCAUUUUUCAUUCCUUUUCUUUUCACGUUUUCCUUUCCUUUUUUUUUCUUACCUUUACGUUUUUCUUUCUUUUUUCUUUCCUUUUCCUUUUCUUUCAUCUCCUUUUUCUUUCCUUUCCUUUUUUCUCGUUUUUUCUUUCAUUUUUCUUUCUUUUUCAUUUUUUCAUUCCUUUUCUUUUCACGUUUUUCUUUCCUUUUUCUUUCUUUCAUUUCCUUUUUUCUUUCUUUUCUUUCUUUUACUUUCCUUUUGUCCGUUUUUCUACCCUUUUCUUUUUUCCUUUCUUUCCUUUUUUUUUCUCCUUUUUUACUUCGCUUUCUUUUUCUUUCUUUUCUUUUUCCUUCGCUCUCCUUUUCUUUCUUUUUCCGUUCGUUUUUUUUUUUUCAUUUCUUUACUUUUUUCCCUUUUCUUUUCAUUCCUUUUCUUUCUUUUCUUUCCUUUAUUUCUUUUCAUUUUUUAUCAAUAG
Messenger RNA from Acanthosepion pharaonis, 627 nucleotides. NCBI's taxonomy places the organism in Eukaryota, Metazoa, Mollusca, Cephalopoda, Sepiida, Sepiidae. The record is from the annotation of a GenBank genome assembly.